Messenger RNA from Prunus avium (sweet cherry), 2210 nucleotides. RefSeq names its product B3 domain-containing transcription factor NGA1-like. The record is from RefSeq and is a predicted model, not a curated record. NCBI's taxonomy places the organism in Eukaryota, Viridiplantae, Streptophyta, Magnoliopsida, Rosales, Rosaceae. Gene Ontology annotation, molecular function: DNA binding; DNA-binding transcription factor activity.
AGAGAGAGAGAGUUUGCACCCAAAAAAUUAUUGAACAAAAGGACAAGCUCACAUGACCCAAAACCUCAUCCUUUCAUGGGCCCCUACGUAUAAAAUUUCUUCUUCUUCUCUCUCUCUCUCUCUCUUCUCUCAUUCCAGUAGUCUUUCUUCUGAAGAAGAAAAAUGGUAGACGGAAUUUGAUGUUUGCUUUCUCUCCCGCUCUCUCUCUUGUAACUGCUAAAUACUUGUAAGGAAGCUUCAAGGAAGGGUUUGAGUUUUCUGUCCUGGUCAAGGAAGGCACCGACCCUUUUAUAUAGUCUGCUGCUCAGACUGAGACCUCUCUCUCCUCCCUUUUGGGUCUUUAGGGCCUCAGCUAGAGAUCUGAGAAGUACUUAAAAGAUAACAAUUUUCAAAAGGGUAUUUGCAGUAAACAGGCAGUAGGGUUUGGAUUGAGAUAAGAUCAUGAUCCACUGUGAAUUUAUCUGAGAGAGGCUGAUCAUCAAAUUGGAGAGGUUCAAGUCCAUCUCAUUCAAAUUAAUUUCAACUCAUCAUAUCAUCAGCAAUCAUGGAGUUUGUGCAACGAGAUCAAAAAGGGUAUUCAGAUAAGGAAGAUCAAGAUCAAGAAGAUCAAGAGGAAGAGGAUAUAAUUUCCAGUAAGUUCUCUUCUUCAUCUCAUAAUUAUAAUAACAGCAAUUAUGGGUCAUCACCAAAGUACAAAGCCACUUUUGUUCCUCCUCCUCCUCCUCCUCUUCCUCAUCAUCAUCAGUACCAGCAGCGAAAGCCAUGGGCUGUUCAUAAUCAUGGGUCUCCAGAAGCCAUCAACUUCAUGGACCUAUCACUAAACCAUGAGCAAGCAACAGCUGAUGGAGCCAAUAACAACAACAAUUGGCCUCCAAACUCUGAAAGAGAGCACAUGUUUGACAAAGUUGUCACGCCAAGUGAUGUGGGAAAACUCAACCGGCUAGUCAUUCCUAAGCAACAUGCCGAGAGAUACUUCCCGCUUGACUCUACAGCCAACGACAAGGGCCUCCUCUUGAACUUCCAAGACCGGACCGGGAAGCCGUGGCGGUUUAGGUACUCCUACUGGAACAGCAGCCAGAGCUAUGUGAUGACCAAAGGGUGGAGCCGUUUUGUGAAGGAAAAGAAGCUGGAUGCCGGUGACGUUGUGUCGUUUGAGCGCGGGGUUGGGGACUCAGGUAAGGACCACUUGUACAUUGACUGGAGGCGCCGCCCUCCCCCUCCUCCUCCUCCGCCACAUCAUCAGCACCAUGGACAGUUUGGUAAUUGCAAUGACAGAUGUGGUGGAGGCGGAGGCAGGCUAUACUCCCUGCUUCAGCGGCCGCCUCCAUCCAUGAUGUCCAUGCCUCUUAGACACCAUGACCAUUUUCAUCCAAGCAACAAUGUUCAUCAUCCGUACCAUCAUCAUCACCACCAGAUCAUGAACCAUCAAUAUUUGCAGCAUCAGAUUCAUCAUCAAUUGCAAGUGGAGAGGGAUCAAGUGGUUCAUCAUCAUCAUCAGUAUCCAAUGGUGAUUGAUUCUGUGCCGUUUGUUCAACAUGGGAAGAUGAGUUCCAGUGGAGCUAGCGCUGGUGCCUCUACCGGUAAGCGGCUUAGGCUAUUCGGUGUGAACAUGGAGUGUUCUCCAAACGUUGAAGAAGAUCGAACAGAUGAACAUCAAUACCAGAUAUUGCCUUCAACAGCAAUACCAUAUAAUCAUCUUCCUUCCUCUUCGCUUUCUGCUCCUCUUGAAUUAAGGCUGCCCAAUACUAUUGGUGCCAACCAAAUACCACUGCCCAAUACAGGUGCAGCAGAUCAGUACCUCUCAAAGAAAGGGAAAUCUACUUCCUUGUCGUUUUAUUUGGAUCCCUAGCUAGGCUAUCUAUAUCUAGCUUAGCUAGCAGAGUUAAUGAUUUGCUGCCAAGGAAAAUAUAUAUGAACAGAUUAUAAAUCAUGGGUUCACUCUCUUCUCUUCAACUAAGGCUACCCAAAUGAUGCCCCUACUGCUCACAUGGUGUAGCUGCAGUCUGCAGAGGGCCUUUCAAAGAAAGGGAAAAUCUACUUUCCUUGUCGUUUUAUUUGGAAUAUAUAUAUAUAUAAAUAUAUAUCCGAAGCUAUAGGCUAGCAGAGUUCAUUUCUUGUGAAUUGGCACAAUAUAUUUUACAAAACGAAGUGAACAAGCAUUUUCCUUACAGCAUUGUACUAGUAGUCAAUUUGCAGUUCGAUCGAAUUGA